CUAAGAAUCGUGCCUCUACGUGGACUCUGAGCAGACGUCGCCGGCGCCCGGAGGGAGCCUCCAGCACCGCUGCGCAGGCGGCCUGCGGCCCGAGGAGGCGGAAAUACAACCUGCUGGUAACUUUGAUCAGUCCAACCCUCUCAGAAUGUUGAGUCACAUCGUUAGCAGCUCCAGCUUUCGGCCCUUCAGCCAUCGUGUCCUCUCCUGGAUCCGAUCCACAGCUGGCUCCAGACCGAAUUGUCUCAUGCAACGACUGGCCUUCAGACUUAAUUUUUCUCGUUCUUGGAGCAACAUUCCCUUCAUCACGGUGCCGCUCAUUCGUACCCAUGGCAAGCCUUUUGCCCACCGGAGUGAGCUAAAGCAUGCCAAGAGGAUUGUGGUGAAACUUGGAAGUGCCGUGGUGACACGAGGGGAUGAAUGUGGCCUGGCACUGGGGCGGCUGGCAUCUAUCGUUGAGCAGGUGUCGGUGCUACAGAAUCAAGGCCGAGAGAUGAUACUGGUCACCAGUGGGGCUGUAGCCUUUGGGAAGCAGCGACUGCGGCAUGAAAUCCUCUUGUCUCAGAGCGUGCGGCAAGCCCUGCAUUCAGGACAGAAUCAGCUCAGCGAGAUGGCGAUUCCCGUCUUGGAGGCACGAGCCUGUGCAGCUGCUGGACAGAGUGGACUGAUGGCCCUGUAUGAGGCGAUGUUUACACAAUAUAGCAUCUGUGCUGCUCAGAUUUUAGUGACCAACCUGGAUUUUCAUGAUGAGCAAAAACGCCGAAACCUCAAUGGGACACUUCAUGAGCUGCUCCGCAUGAACAUUGUCCCAAUUGUCAACACAAAUGAUGCUGUUGUCCCCCCAGCUGAGCCCAAUAGUGACUUGCAGGGGGUAAAUGUCAUUAGUGUUAAAGACAAUGACAGUUUGGCUGCCCGUCUGGCUGUGGAAAUGAAAACUGACCUCUUGAUUUUGCUUUCAGAUGUAGAAGGUCUUUUUGACCGCCCUCCAGGAUCGGAUGAUUCCAAACUCAUUGAUAUUUUUUACCCUGGAGACCAGCAAUCUGUGACAUUUGGAACCAAGUCUAGAGUGGGGCUGGGUGGCAUGGAGGCCAAGGUGAAGGCUGCCCUCUGGGCUCUCCAGGGCGGAACCUCUGUUGUGAUUGCUAAUGGAACCCAUCCGAAGGUCUCAGGCCAUGUCAUUACAGACAUUGUUGAGGGGAAAAAAGUUGGCACUUUCUUUUCAGAGGUGAAACCUGCAGGUCCUACCGUUGAACAGCAGGGGGAGAUGGCUCGAUCUGGAGGAAGGACUUUGGCCACUUUGAUGCCUGAGCAGAGAGCUGAGAUUAUAUACCGUCUGGCUGAUCUCCUGACUGACCAGCGGGAAGAGAUCCUGUUGGCCAACAAGAAAGACAUGGAAGAGGCAGAGGGUAAAGGGAGACUAGCAUCCCCUCUGCUAAAACGAUUGAGCUUGUCUACAUCUAAAUUGAAUAGUUUGGCCAUUGGAUUACGUCAGAUUGCUGCUUCUUCCCAGGACAGUGUUGGGCGUGUCUUGCGCAGGACAAGAAUUGCGAAAGAUUUGGAACUAGAGCAAGUUACUGUCCCAAUUGGAGUCCUUCUGGUGAUUUUUGAAUCCCGCCCUGAUUGUCUUCCCCAGGUGGCUGCCUUGGCUAUCGCAAGUGGCAAUGGCUUGCUUCUGAAAGGAGGAAAAGAGGCAGCCCACAGCAACCGAAUUCUGCAUCAUCUAACUCAGGAGGCACUCUCCCUCCAUGGGGUCAGGGACGCGGUGCAGUUGGUGAAUACUAGAGAAGAUGUUGAGGACCUUUGCCGUCUAGAUAAGCUGAUUGACCUGAUCAUUCCACGUGGCUCCUCUCAACUGGUCAGAGACAUUCAGAAAGCUGCCAAAGGAGUACCGGUGAUGGGUCACAGUGAAGGAAUCUGCCACAUGUAUGUAGACACCGAGGCUAGUGUUGAUAAGGUCACCAGACUAGUGAGAGACUCCAAGUGCGAAUAUCCAGCUGCUUGUAACGCACUGGAAACGCUGCUAAUCCACCGAGAUCUACUGAGAACGCCAUUGUUUGACCAGAUCAUUGACAUGCUGAGGGUAGAACAGGUGAAAAUUCACGCGGGUCCCAAGUUUGCUUCCUAUUUGACUUUCAGCCCUUCUGAGGUUAAAUCCCUUCGGACAGAGUACGGAGACCUAGAAUGUUGUAUUGAAGUGGUGGACAAUGUACAGGAUGCCAUUGACCAUAUCCACAAAUAUGGCAGCUCCCACACAGAUGUCAUUGUUACAGAAAAUGAGAAAACAGCAGAGUUCUUCCUUCAGCAUGUGGACAGUGCGUGUGUGUUCUGGAAUGCUAGCACCCGCUUCUCAGAUGGCUACCGCUUUGGGCUUGGAGCAGAAGUAGGAAUCAGCACUUCUCGAAUCCAUGCCCGGGGACCAGUAGGACUUGAAGGAUUACUCACUACUAAGUGGCUACUUAGGGGACGGGACCAUGUUGUAUCUGACUUCUCCGAGAAUGGAACUUUGAAAUAUCUUCAUGAAAACCUUCCUAUCCCUCAAAGGAACACCAACUGAGAGCAUGCCGUAAGACACAGGGGACUCAUUCCAAGAUCGUUUCACUGUUAAAACUCUGGUGAUGAGACAGGACUUUGUCUCCAAUUCCCGGGUGAUUAUUUUGCUGUUUUGAGGUACACCUGGAAGCUUUUUGGGUUAUUUUGACCUGUGCAAGAGAAGAAAAGAUGUAUCUGCUAAUCCACAUACUCCAGUUUGCCAGUUAGAAAGUACAGUUGCCGCAGAUAGUACCUUCUCCUUCCCAAAUUCAUUUCCUUUAAAUAAUGCAAAAUGGUGCUGGUGAUCCUUAGAGAAGAAAGUAGAAAGUUGGUUUCCUCUUUUUAUUGCCUCAGUGAGGUAAAGACUCCUUUUGGACAUUUUUUCCAGUACUGUAUCCUGAUUUUCCUGAUAGUUUUUUAAAAUUUCAUUCCAGACAUUAUCAUGAUUUUACCAGAAACAUGUAGUGCUCUUAAACACUUAUUCCUCUUAGCAUUUCAUUAGAAAAAUCAGAUAAAAAUUGAUUGAGUUAUUGAGCCUGUGAAAUUUUAUUUUUUGUAUUUAUUUGUCAAAUGAAU
Molecule: messenger RNA, 3102 nt
Organism: Phascolarctos cinereus (koala)
Lineage: Eukaryota; Metazoa; Chordata; Mammalia; Diprotodontia; Phascolarctidae
Gene: ALDH18A1
Product: aldehyde dehydrogenase 18 family member A1
Cellular component (GO): cytoplasm; mitochondrion
Molecular function (GO): glutamate-5-semialdehyde dehydrogenase (NADP+) activity; ATP binding; glutamate 5-kinase activity
Source: RefSeq, a predicted model, not a curated record